GUGACCAACGUCAUGAGUACAACUGUUUCGUCAUGUCGUUCAAAAAGCUCUCUACUAAGUUCGUGUUAGCGGUUUUCUUUCUACUAAGCGGCAUCGAGUAUGGUGUUAUUAUCCCCACGUUGUGGCCUUAUCUCGAAGAGCUUGGAGCUUGUCAUUCGUUUUACGGUCUCACUUUCUCCGCCUACUGCAUGUCUGGUCUUGUGAUGGCAAUGCUUUUCGGUGCUAUCAGUGACAAAGUACGAAAGACGAAGCCGUUGGUGACGUUGGCCAUUCUUUGCCAGGUGGCGGGUGAUGUUCUCUAUUUUAUUGCCAGCUCACCGGAAAUGGUUCUUGGUGGACGUUUCCUAUCUGGUGUGGGAAUGGGCGGAGGCUCUGUGAUCUACGCUAUGUUGGCGUGGACCAGCAGUGAGAAUGAUCGAACGUCUUCCUUUUCAUUAGCCAUAGCAUUGAGGAACAUUGGUAUUGUUGUGGGGCCAGGAUUGAACAUACUGCUACUCCACAUCGAUUUCCAUCUCGGUCCUUAUCACAUUCAUCUCAACAACGUGGCUGGAUUUUUAAUGGCGUCAUUGUGGACGUUCAAUCUGCUAUUGAUGCCUUGUUUCUAUUUUGAUCCACAAGUCCGACGCCCAGACGGAAGAAAUGUGAAGAAAGAGUGUCCUGAUCUGCCUAGAAUUAACGGCAAAGUAACCUGCACUAUACCUAGAGGGUCUAGUGCGUCGAGUGACGAUGAGAGGGAACCGUUGAUUAGUGAAAGUAGUGACAUCCAAUAUCGAUAUAAGGUCAAGACCUCUGAUUCUAUGCAGAAAGAUGUUUCAAGCCUUUUUUAUGCGUUUGCCGAUCAGUAUCUUCGUGAUGAAAUAGUUGUCUUGUUGGCUAUUCAAUUUGUUCAAUUCUUUAAUCAAUGUGGGCUGGAGUCUCUCGUUCCUCCAUUUGCUAAAGACACAUUCGGUUGGACUAUCUUUCACUCGAGUCUCCUAUUUAUGGCCGCUUCUAUCGUUACCGUUGCUGUCUACGUUAUUCUUAUGUGUAUCAAGAGCAGAGUUUCUGAUCGAUCUAUCGUUAUUAUCGGUCUGUUACUGGAUAUAUGCGGAGUAGCAUUGCUGGUGGCAUUCGUGCCCCGUAUGAAACCUCAUCACAACGUUGGUGUUAACACCAUCAUAUUUGUUAUUGGAUUUGGCUUGGCCAUGACGGGAUUUCCUGCUGUUCUCAUAGCUACAGCCGGUUUGCUAAGCAAAUUGACGUCGAUGUCUUGGCAAGGCCGAACUCAGGGCGUGCGACGUGUAGUUACUAAUAUUGGAAUGAUUAUGGGACCGUUAUGGUCAGGCUCAUUGAUGGAUAACCUCUACAUCAUGUUAGCAGCCAUGCUUGCUCUAUUGCUUUACGUCAGUGUUUUAGGUGGACUGUCUUCUAAGCGUUUAUACGAAGGUGGAAAUCAUUUUAGAAGAAAUAGUUUCUUUACUUGAUUUUGUAUUAGAUUUUGCAGAGAAAUGGUCACUUUUAGUAUAGUAGCUGAAAGUAUAACACUAUG
This is a messenger RNA of Corticium candelabrum, 1528 nucleotides long. Its product is annotated as major facilitator superfamily domain-containing protein 8-like. Gene Ontology annotation, biological process: transmembrane transport. Gene Ontology annotation, molecular function: transmembrane transporter activity. The record is from RefSeq and is a predicted model, not a curated record. Lineage: Eukaryota; Metazoa; Porifera; Homoscleromorpha; Homosclerophorida; Plakinidae. The coding region runs from base 33 to 1463 and encodes 476 amino acids. The transcript has 2 exons.